AUGACAAGUAUGGAUUUCGUUUUGAAUGCCACCGAUUGGGAUCCUACUUCUACCACAAGGGAUAUCUACGGUGUCGCUUCUAUAACUUGGGAUUGGUUCUUCAUUGUGCAGCUCAUCCUGGCACUCUUCGGUAUCUUUGGUAACAUUCUAGUCAUCGUUGUGUAUGUUAAGAAACUCCGUAAUCGAAGCAACUCCAACAAACUCAUCGUGAUGUUAGCCGUUGCUGAUCUCAUUACAUCUGUAGCUAUAAUCCCCCUACCGUCUCUAACCUACGUACCCAACUCAGCAGUGGGUAGAGUCUACUGUAUCUUUACAUAUUCUGCCGUCAUAAUGUGGAUGUCAAUCGUGGCUUCAAUCUUCAUCCUGACUUUGCUGUCUCUUGAACGCUAUUUCGCUGUGGUACACCCUCUAAAGCACAAGCUCAUAUUCAGCAAGAACCGCAUCAAGUGUUUUAUUGCAGCAAUUUGGACCGCUGCAAUUGUUAUGAACAGUGGAAGUUUUUUCGUCACCAGAGUUAGCGAGGGUAACAACUGCGAACUGACAUGGCCGAGCAGUGCUUUCCAAAUGGCCCACGGUUGUAUGAUAUUCACUGUAGAGUUUGUCAUUCCCGUUACUCUGAUGGUGGUGUCUCACUUUCGCGCCAUAAGAGAACUUCAGAUGCAAGCGAGGUCCCUUCUGAAGCGGAACGAAUCCACAUCUUCACCAGCGUUUUCCUUACUCAGAUGUCGACGUAGAGUGAUUAAGAUGGUCCUCAUCGUGGUCCUCACCUUCAUCAUUUGCUGGCUACCAGACCAAAUGGGGUUCUUAUUGUUUAACUUCGGCGUACUGUCACCAGACUAUUUCCGGAGCACCAUCUACCGAGCAUUUACAAUCUUGGCGUUUAUCAACUCUUGUGCAAAUCCCAUUAUUUAUGUCUGGCUGAACAAAAACUUCAGGGCGGCAGUGGCCCAACUCAUACCUUUUAUCCGACUGAACGUUAGGUCUAACUCUGCCGAAGAAGGGACGAUGGCAAUGUCAGUGGCUGAAGCUAGAUACACCGGUCCGGUUGCGUUUACAAAUAACGCAUAGUGAUUAUUAACAGUGAAACCACACUGCACUUUAAACAUUAUUUGCAGAUCAGAACUUGACCCGGAUCCGAGUUUGAUCCAUUUCUAGAUCAGUAGACCCGGAAUCUGAGGCCCUUUUCGAUU
Molecule: messenger RNA, 1190 nt
Organism: Asterias rubens (European starfish)
Lineage: Eukaryota; Metazoa; Echinodermata; Asteroidea; Forcipulatida; Asteriidae
Product: galanin receptor type 1-like
Exons: 1
Coding region: 1-1068 (355 amino acids)
Biological process (GO): G protein-coupled receptor signaling pathway
Cellular component (GO): membrane
Molecular function (GO): neuropeptide Y receptor activity
Source: RefSeq, a predicted model, not a curated record